UCUCAUUUACAGGUGCAAGUCAAUUGCUAAAGAUGAGCAUUUUUUUCUUCUAAUGCAGCUACACAGACAUUGUUAACCUGUUAACAUUUAUGACUAUACCCUUGAUGGGAAUUAAAGAACUGACAACAAGACGGGGUAAUCCAACAACAGAGGGCGCUUUGGCCCCGCCAUGCUACGUCUGGGCUCCUGCUUUCGACAAUUUCAUUCCCUUCAUCCAUCAAUAGCGCCACCUGGCUGCAGACGUCAGCCAGUUGCAUGGACGAUAGCAAGCAUACAGCAAAGCCAGCCUCUGAUCAUUUGCAAGUCGAGUUACAAAGUACAAAUACAUAAUCGUCUGCUCAAACAAAGAUCGGUCUCACCGCUCGCUCAUACAUCACCAAGCAAGUACUCUAGGCUAGACAACAAAAUGAGGGAUCUUGUGAAUAUCGCUUCCAUGGGGAGCAGCUCGACCCUGGCAGCCAACGCUUCGCCGAAGAAACCGGAGAAAGCUGCGAAUCGUGCAAGUUCGACUGGACAAUCUGUUGUAGGUUCUACAGAUGAAGUGUACCAGGAGGCCAUUCGGAAACUGAACACGUUGCAAUCCAAUGCCAAGACGCUUGACGAGAUUCGUAAGAAUCGUGACAUGGGCGCGUACAAGAACAUCCCGGACGUCAUCGACGGCGCGACCAGGGUUGGAAUAUCGGUGAGCUCAAACAUUCUCGAGAGGCUUGAUGAGCUUUCGUGUAUACAUGUAGCCGGGACUAAGGGAAAAGGCUCAGUCUGUGCCUUCACUGAAAGUAUACUUCGAGCAAGCGGCUUCAAGACUGGAUUUUAUAGCUCUCCACAUCUGGUUGAAGUUCGAGAGCGAAUCCGGAUAAAUGGGCAGCCCCUCCCCAAAGAAGACUUUGCUAAGAAUUUCUUCACAGUUUACAAUCGGCUGGAGGCUACCAAGGAAGAUUACGAUGGGAAAAUGCCUGCUUAUUUCAGGUUCCUGACACUGCUGGCAUUCCAUACUUUUCUAGAGGAGAAGGUUGAUGUUGCUAUAAUGGAAGUAGGCAUUGGAGGAGAGUAUGACUGCACAAACAUCAUCAGGAAACCAGUCGUAGUUGGGAUCACAUCACUGGGUAUCGAUCACAUUGGUGUACUAGGCAACACCAUUGAUAAGAUAGCAUGGCACAAAGCUGGCAUCAUAAAGUCUGGUCGACCAGCAUUCACUGUUCCCCAGCCUGAGAACUCUAUCCAAGUCAUCAAGGAAAGGGCCAGAGAAAAAGAGGCUUCUCUUCAAGUGGUCCCAAGCCUAAUGUCAUAUGGUUUCCAUGGUGAUGAUGUUAGUCUAGGACUCGCUGGAAUGCAUCAGUACAUGAACGCAACACUGGCCCUGCAGCUGGCCAAGACUUGGGUGACAGAGGAACGUCCAGGGAAAAUUGAUUUUGAUGAUGAUGAUGAUGAGCCAUCUUCUAAGCACCCUAGGAUUGCCGACACGUUGCCUGUCACAGAUGAAGUGUUGAAUACAGGAGAUGUAACCGAGGCUCAGCCAUUCACUGUACCCAAGCAGUUUAUAAAAGGUCUGAUGUCGUGCUACUGGCCCGGUCGUAACCAGAUAAUCCGCCGCAAGAAUAUCACGUACUACCUCGACGGUGCCCACACGCCUCGUAGCAUCAAGGCAUGCUGUAAGUGGUUCAACCGAAAGGCAGAGAUGGAUGCGAGGGAUUUGGAAGGACCGGUAGCCAAGGUCCUCAUCUUUAAUACUACAGGAGAGAGGGACGAGUACAGCCUACUGCCUAAACUUGUGGAGUCUGGUUUCCAUGGAGUCGUCUUCUGUCCAAACAUCAUCAGUCUCUACAGCCACGAAGCAUCAGCAGACACUACCAAUCAUACCACCACUACCGAGAAACAGAUGAAAAGGUGCGAAAAGAACCUCGAAGCUUUCCAGCACCUUCUCAAACAGCUUCAGAGGGAUGUUUACUCUUCCGAACUCCCAACUGCUGCCCAUGGAGAUUACAGUCGCAUUGAAGUUGCACAGGCAUCGGGGUCCCUCCAUCAUCAAACAGUACAGUACACCCCUACCAAUGUAGUGGAUCAGCCCUCUAGCACUUGUAACCAAUCAGGUGAUAGAACAUUGACUACUAGUCAGGAUGGAACUGGUUCAGACCGGUUUGUGGAUGCCAAGCUAGUGAAAUUGUCUUCCAUGACAGAUGCUCUACAGUGGGCUGCAUGUUGUAAGGACUCCAACCUGAGCUCCCCGAGUUUACACGACCCCACCCCUUCAAACCAUGCAACAUCGGCCAAUCACAUUCAAGUGUUGAUAACGGGAAGCCUCCAUUUGGUAGGAGGGGUCAUAGGUAUACUGGAUCCCGAACUAGCAUCUAGGCCAGACCCUGAAUAAUUAAUUCAAAAGAGUGACAUAAUUUCUUCCUGAACAUUCAUUUGGAAAUUAUAUUCAACUUUUGUCCAAAGAUGGACUAUAUUAUGUAUGUUGAAAUGGUUUAUAUAUGUGGUGCUAUAAUGUACACUCUUAUGAACUUUCUUCCACGAACCUAGGUGAUUAAAUAUUUCAUCUUUUCAGAGCGGGAAAGGCAUUAGCUCAGUAUUAAAGCACACAAGUUAAUUCCCGUCUUGCUCCAAACAGACAAUUUGUUUCUUGAGGUACAUAUACUCUUAAAGGAUAUUAAACUUGGCAUUACUUUUUCAGUCUGAAUGAUGGUGAUUCUUCCAUAAAUGACAUUAUUUUAUAAUUCAAUCACGGGUGAUUAUUAAUCUCAAUUUGUAGCUUACGAGUUGAGGGUUUAUGAUUAUAUUAUAUGCAUAACAUUCUUCAUUUGUCUUCAGGCCAUAUUUAUAUUGUGACUAUUUUCAUCUUUACCUCGAUUUUGAGAAGGCAUAGUGGCUAAGUGAGUGUUUAGUGAAGGGUUUUUGAAACUGAGAAAUCCAAGCCGUCCCACUUGUGUCCUUUGAUAAGGUAAUAAUUCUCAAAUGACGAAAUUCCCCAUAAAAGUAUGUUGUAUAAGUUAGUACUUCAUUGUAAUGAAUUUUGUACAUUAAAUUUUAUUUCCUCAUCUGGACUGCGAUAUCGCAGGCAUGUGUUUUUGAUCCCUAUCACAAUUAUAUCUAAAGAGGUUUUGGAUGUGACAAAUUGAUCACUAACAGGAGAAUGGAAUAUUAAUUGUUCUAACUUUUUCUGCUGCGUAUUUGGGGUUGCAAAUUAAUGAUGUCUGAGCUUAGAAAACAUGUGUUUUGUUUGUCAUUUUUCUCUGAUCAAGCUCGUGAUUUGUUUUAUUGUGUUACAAAGUGCCUUAAUUUGUACUUUGUGUUGUUGAUUACAAUGAUUACAAAGCAGUCCUUGCCUCUCAUUCUGUCACCCAUUUGUUUUGGGGGAUCGCGCGAUGAAUGAAGACUUUGCGCUGCGUGUGAUUGAAGAAUAACAAAUAUAUAAAAACAGACAUCAUCUAGAUUCUAGACUACCCCGACAGGGGAAAUGAAUUUGUUGGUUUGAGGAAGUAAGAGAAUUUGAAACUGAGACUUUAGGCAGUGUCACACAGAAAAAUGCCUUGAAAAAUCCUUUCAAGGGAGAAUUUUCUUGCUUCGUUAGAGGAUUUUUAAUGGGAUAAUUGAUGACAGACAGCAAUUAAGAGGAUAACUAAAAUCCGGAUUUUUGGCCUCUCUGUGACACCGCCUUUUGAUUUAUAUUAUUCCAUGCUCGUAUAACUACUAUGAAUUAAAUGAUAUACUAUUUGAUUGAAUUUAGUAGCAUGCAAUGACAGUGUACAUGUGUAUACUUUCAUAAUAAAUGUAGCCCAUAUUUGGGCCAGAGUAUAAAUUCA
Molecule: messenger RNA, 3800 nt
Organism: Strongylocentrotus purpuratus (purple sea urchin)
Lineage: Eukaryota; Metazoa; Echinodermata; Echinoidea; Camarodonta; Strongylocentrotidae
Product: folylpolyglutamate synthase, mitochondrial-like
Exons: 12
Coding region: 170-2365 (731 amino acids)
Biological process (GO): tetrahydrofolylpolyglutamate biosynthetic process
Cellular component (GO): cytoplasm; mitochondrion; cytosol
Molecular function (GO): tetrahydrofolylpolyglutamate synthase activity; ATP binding
Source: RefSeq, a predicted model, not a curated record